AUGGCUUCCUGCGGUGAGGAGUCAGGCACCGGGUUCUUGACUUCGAUGUUCGGACAUGGUGCUGCCGAGACCGGACAAUCUCACGAAGAGGUACUUGACGUCUCCGCUGGGGAGCCCACGGCGGUCGACGCCGGCGUCCUUGAUCCCAGCGAUGAGGAGGCCCUUCAGUUCUACGACGCAGAGGAGCUGAAGCUUCGAGUUGGAAAUCUGCAGGUGGUGUCAGAUGGCAUUCAGGCGCUCAGCAUGCGAUGCAACGACAUGCCGAAGGUCUGCCAGGAUUUGCAGGUCGUGGAGAAGGACGUGCGCCAGGCUGCCAAGCACAUGCGCAGCUUCGCAGACGAGGAGUCGCAAAGGCCGUAUGGAGACCUUCUGAAGAUGAUCGACGCGUCGGAUCGAAAGCGAUUGGAACUGGUCCGCACUGCCCUGAAGGGGGGACACCUCUGCGGUGAUUUGCUCCAAGCUGUCGCAGACCUCGAGAAGAGAAGCGAUAGGAUCUUUGAUACUCAAGGAAAAGGGUCUCAAGGCAGCAACGUCAAGUUCGACAGCAAGUUCAUCGAGCCUGAAAUCCAGAGGUUGGAAGAUGUGUCCAAGGACCUUCGUAAGAUCCGGGAUGCGCUGUGCGAGAAGCCCGAGGAGACACACAGCAGCCAGCUCCUGGCUGCCAUACAGGAGGUGAAGAACCAAAUUUGGACCUCCGAUGCCUUCGACAAGUCGAAGGCCGUGCUGCAGAAGUGUGGCGGCUGGCAAACUCAACGCAAGCAGCUGCAGCUGCAACGUGGCCAGGAGCAGGGACUUCUCUGGGUUGCUGAAGCCGAGCGAGAUUGCUUCCGAGAGAGGCUGCAGCAAGCUACUGAGACCUGCCAGAGCAUCGCCAGCACCCUUGCCACCAAGAGAGCAGAGCAUGCAGAGCUACAGAAGUGCGAGAGCAUUUCCAAAAGGGAGCUGCUGGCACACUACCAGGACAGACAAGGAGCCGUCGAGAGUGAGCUGCAGCAGCUGAAGAAAAGGAAGGAAGAGGAGGAAGCGCGAAGCAAGGGGCCCAUAGAGGAAUGCCAGAAGAAGACGAUACAGCUACGAAGGGACUUGCUCAGCUUGGACGCUCUGAACAUCAACCACAUCAUCAUUGCAGUGGAUGCCAGCUACAGCAUGAAAGGGCGUCGGUGGAAGCAUUUGGUGAGGGCAGUUGAAAGAUUCCAGAAAGCUUGCAUCGCGCAAGGAUCCCAGGACAAGGUGACCCUGAUCCACUUCAAUUCCACGGCUUCUCUCAUGAGAAAGGUAAGCCCGAUCACCACCGAUCUUGCCGACGUGUUGUGGAAGCACAACCCCAGCGGCGGCACGGCUUUCGAGCCUGCUUGGCAAAAGAUCCGCGAGAGCAGCCAGAUGGAACCCAGCUUUGCUCGCCUUUUCGUCGUGUUCCUCACAGAUGGCUUCGCAAACGACAUCGAGAAGGCUGCCAAGGUGGCAGAGCAAGUCUUCGACGAUGCAAGCCGGGCGGGACGGUCCAUGUGUACCUUCGUUGUUCAUGUGGAUGAUGACUGCUCCUCGGCCAGGUGUGGGAGUGUUUCCGAGCUCAGCGUGGAUCUGCUCUCACCUCUGGUCAAGGCUGGGAAUGGCGGUCGACCCUGCUUACAAGCUUGUGGGAUGGAGUACCUGCUUCUCCAGGCUGUUCAGACGGAUGGCCUUGUGGAGAACUUUGAGAGGCUGGCCAGCUUUGUGAACCUGGAGAAGUGCAUUCUUGAAGCCCGGCUUGGCUUCACCACGGCGCAAGAGAGGGAACUCAAAGAUAAGACCUUGAAGGAGCUACAUGAGCUGGAGGAGGCCCAUAAGAAGCAGGUCAACAGCCUGAGGCAGUACUCCAGGCAGGUGGAGAGCACCAUGAAGACCGACCGUGGAACCAUUGGGAAUUUGUUUAAGCAAAUGUUGAAGGACAUGCAGACCGAGAUCGACAGCCUUGAGAGUCGGCACAGGCAAGCUCAAGACAAGGUCUGUGAGCUCACAAAGACGGUACGAACACUUGAAGCCCAGCAUCUGCACUUGCAGAAGAGCUUUGAGAGUUCCCAGGAAGAGCAUGACAAGGAGAUUGCCUCCUUGAAGGACAUGAGCAUGACUCAGCUCAAGGAGCUUGAGAUGCUUUGCCAGGAGCAAAGCUACCUCGUGCGGCGGUUCGGGACCACGGAUGUCUCGGCCAUUUCCAAGCAGCUCCACGAUUUGGACAGGCUUGAAGCGCACGUGGCGCGCGGGACCUUGCUGGAAGAGGACGUGUCCUGCAUGGUGCACAGCAUCGUCUUCUUUACCAACAGCCUCCAGCAGCAAAUCAAGGAGCCGCUGCCUGGAGGCACGGCCAAGAUCUCCAAGGCCAAGGUGGUUCUGAAGAAGCUCUUGGAGGAGCGAGAGAGGAAGCACACGGGACGGACGGAGGAAGACUGGCCAGCAUUCCUGGCCUACGAAGCAGAGAUGCAGAAGUUCAGUAUCGAUGAAGUUUGUGAGCCUGUCCGCCAAGCUGGAAUCACCGCUGAGCGCGUCUGCGAGGUCGUAGACCUCACAGAACAAAAGGACAUCAGCAAGAUGAAGGACAAGUUGAUUGAAAGCGUUCUUGUGAAGGCCUGCAAGGUGAAGGAGUGCGACACCGAGGAGAUGGAGGAGGUAAAGGAUGACGCAGCUAGGAGGCUGGAGCGCGCGAAAGAUGAGCUGAGCAAGAAGAAGGACGACCUCAAAGACUGCAGGCGGGAGCUCAACGAACUCCGAAGGGAGUCCAGGCAGUCAGAGGAAGGCAAAAAGGAGUUUGAGGAGAAGGAGAAGCAUUUCUUCCAGCUGCAGGAGUCGGUGAACAUCCUCGCAGAGUCCGUGAAGACCUUAGAGGCAGAGAACAAGGACCUUGCCGCCGAAGAGAAGCGUAUGCUGAAAGACCAGCAGGCACUUCGCAAGAAGCUGGAGCCUUGUUUUCGCAUCGUGUGCUUGGCUGUGGACAUCUGCCGCGAAGCCUUCUUGGAGGAGGUUGCCGAGGAGGAGAAGGCUGCUUUGCGGUCUACCUUCGAAUCGUUCAGAACCAAUGUGUACCAGCCCAUGCAGAAUUUCAUUAGCAUGACUCGCCAAGUCAAAGGCAUCUUUGCCGAAACGCCCACUAUUCAGCAGCUGGCGACGCCGAGCCGAUCUACCGGACAUCGGGGCAUGAUGACAAUUCAAGAUGCAGAGUGA
This is a messenger RNA of Symbiodinium natans, 3195 nucleotides long. The record is from the annotation of a GenBank genome assembly. Lineage: Eukaryota; Dinophyceae; Suessiales; Symbiodiniaceae.